This is a messenger RNA of Wallemia ichthyophaga EXF-994, 1275 nucleotides long. RefSeq names its product Set1 complex component swd1. The record is from RefSeq and is a predicted model, not a curated record. Gene Ontology annotation, molecular function: protein binding. Gene Ontology annotation, cellular component: Set1C/COMPASS complex. The coding region runs from base 1 to 1275 and encodes 424 amino acids. Lineage: Eukaryota; Fungi; Basidiomycota; Wallemiomycetes; Wallemiales; Wallemiaceae. The transcript has 6 exons.
AUGGACUUAGCACUGGCGAACCCAUUCGCUUUAGACCGGCCAGAGACGCUCGAGCACACGCUAGACGCAGGAGCGACAUGUGCGGCGUACAACCACGGGGGCAAGUACAAAGGCACGUUACUUGCGACCGGGCGGUUUGACGGGUUCGUGAAUAUCUGGGACAUGCUCACUCUAGCGCCGCUGCGGGUGUUGGAGGCGCACGUGAAGGCUGUCGUGACGGUGAGCUGGUCAGCCAACUCGCGAUAUCUUCUGUCGGCGUGCAGGGACUGGAGCUGUGUGCUGUGGGACGUGGAGACGGGCGAGCGCGUGCAUACUAUCAAAUACGACGCUCCAGUGCAGGAAGCCUUCCUGCACCCGUUCAUUAGCACGUCUGUCGUUGCCACGCUGUCCACCCAGCAGACUUACCUCGUCGAUCUCUCCCAGCUGAGACAAAAAGAGAAACUCGCCAAGACUGAGAUAGGUAUGCUCUGGGAGACGGAUUCUAACGGCCAGGCUAUUCAGCGGUCGCAGAUGACAACCGCUAUGUUUUCCCCGAGUGGCCGGUUCAUUGUGGGGGGAACGUCGCAGGGCUGUCUGCUUAUUUUUGAAUUACCGAGUUUGAAUGUCAUAUCAGAGACUGCUAUCUGCAAUGGCGCAAUCAAGCGGAUUGCAAUCGAUAACAGAGACAGACUUGUCGCUUGUACUUCGCGAGAUCGCACUAUCCGCGUCGCUAGCAUUUCCGACGACCUGCGCCAGAUAACCACGCUGUUCCGCUUCGCCGACGAGAUCGACAGAACGAUAUGGAAUGGCGUGACCUUCUCCAACGACAACGAGUACAUAAUAGGCGGCAGCGGACAUAAAGCGGGACAUUAUAUAUACAUAUGGGACACGACAUCGGGGACACUGAUCAAGGUGGUCGAAGGACCGCGCAGUCCGCUGCACGACGUGAUCUGGCAUCCUACCAAACCACACAUGGCGAGCAUAGACAGUCAUGGGCAGAUACUGACGUGGACAACAAACAACAAACAGCGCUGGGCAGCAUUUGCACCGGGAUUUGAAGAGCUCGAGACGAACAUCGAGUACAAAGAGAAGGAGGAUGAGUUUGAUAUUUACGUGGACCAGGAUAACAAGGUGGUGAAGGGCGUGGAGGAUGAGCGGGCGGUGGACGUGGAUGGGGUGAACGAGGGAGGUGAGAGGAAGGUGCCUGAAUAUCUACAAGGCUAUGUCGAUAUCGACGACGAUUACAACUUUUUCCCUUCGCAGCCAGACUUGAGCGAUGUCGAGCAAGUUGAGUGA